Polyodon spathula (Mississippi paddlefish) is the source of this 2322-nucleotide messenger RNA. It is a transcript of the gene nfrkb, whose product is annotated as nuclear factor related to kappaB binding protein. The transcript has 18 exons. Gene Ontology annotation, cellular component: Ino80 complex. Gene Ontology annotation, molecular function: protease binding. The record is from RefSeq and is a predicted model, not a curated record. NCBI's taxonomy places the organism in Eukaryota, Metazoa, Chordata, Actinopteri, Acipenseriformes, Polyodontidae. The coding region runs from base 264 to 2306 and encodes 680 amino acids.
GACAGUCAGAGUGUGGGAUUGGAUUCCCCUGCAGGGAUGGCAAUAAGACUCCUAUUGCAUAGCAGUUUUGCCCACUCCAGGUUUUAGUAGGAGCUUGAUUAGCCACAGUGUGUAAGAAGCUCAGAUGUAUCUUACUAAACUCCUGGUGAAACCAGAUAUGGCUCAGACUGCUAUGCAGUGGGAGUCUUAUUUACAUCCAUGGGGCUACAUAUAGGGUGUCGGGGUUCGACAGUAAUACUAUCCCUGAGUCUUGAUGUUCAGAGAUGUGCUCAUUUAGGCAGGAUGCAUACAUUACCAGCUCUUCAACUUGUUUAGUACUUGUUCCAGUUAAUAACCCACAGAUGCAGCCAGAGAUCUUUUUUGAUGUGGUGAGUGCGAGCACCUGGAAUGACGUGCUGACGGACUCACAGCGGCAGCACCUCCUCCAGUUCCUGCCGCAAUUUCCAGAAGACUCCGCGGAGCAGCGGCAGCGGGUGAUCACAGACCUGUUCGGGGACGAGAACUUCCGUUUCGGGAACCCCCUGCACAUCGCCCAGAAACUCUUCCGAGAUGGGUACUUCAACCCUGAGGUGGUUCAGUACAGGCAGCUGUGCAUCAAGUCCCAGAGGAAGCGCUACCUGCACUCCCAGCAGCAGUAUUACCACAGGCUGCUCAAGCAGAUCCUCAUCUCCAGAAAGGAGCUGCUGGACUCAGCGCGGCGCAGCGGGCCCGACCUGGUUCUGAAGCGCCGGUACCCCUCCCCCUCGACCCGGCCCGAGGAGAGGGAGCAGAGGGCCAAGAGACGGGUGGCCAAGAUCCUGCGGGAAGUGAAGGAGGAUUGUGGGGACAGCGCCCUGUCGUCCGACGAGGAAGACCUGGGCUCCUGGCUGCCCCCCUCUCCCCCGCACCCCUCAAACCUCAGAGUGUCUCUCAGGGUGGUCCCGAGCUUGUCCACGCAAGACAUGAAAACCACAGAAAAGCCGGAGCUGGUGGAUGGAGAUUUGAAGCUGAUGUUGAAGAGACAGAGAGAGAGAAGGAAACGGCAGCCGGACCGCCCUGAUCUGAUGACGUCAGACAUCAGCCUGAACGACAUCAUGACUCGCGUGAACGCAGGGAGGAAGGGCUCCCUCGUGGCGCUGUUCGACUUGGCCGUGCCCAAGAAGAGGCUGAAGGAGAAAGAGAAGGAGGAGAAAAAGAAAAAGAAGAUGAAGCUGAUCAAACAGGAGCCAGAAGACUCUCCCGAGCUGCUGGGGGACCCAGAGUGCCCCCCAGCUCCCCCUGAGCCCCCCCCAGCCCCAGUGCUGCCUGUGGUGAAGGAAGAGCCCCUGGAGGAGGUGAAGGGCUCCCCUCUCUUUGUGGAGGAGAUUGCAGUGAGCUUCUUCAGUCUGCUGGAGGAGAUCCUGCGUCUGGAGGGCCAGACCAGCUCAGCUACGAUAGAGGAGAAGGUUCAGCAGUGGCAGGCCUCCCCAGCCAGCACACUGAACCCGUGGUUCUCUGCUGCACCCAACUGGGCCGAGCUGGUACCGUCUGCACUGCAGUUUCUGAGUGGAGAAAGCAGAGCGGGAGUCAUGGCUCUGCCUAGUGGCUUCACUCCCUUUGUGGAGUUCAAAGAUCGGACACAGCAGUGGAAGUGGAUCAUCCCCAGUCAGGAUGGCGAGAAGGAUCUCGGUAUGCUCUGUCAGCUGUGGCUCGAGACCAAGGACCAGCCUGUAGUCAAGCAGGAGAGUGAGGAGCUGUCAGACACCAUACCCCCCAUCCCCAGAGUACGGACGGACUAUGUGGUGCGCCCCAGUACUGUAGAGGAGAGACACACCUUCCAGGAACAGGAGCGGCAGCGCUAUGACCAGCCUCACAAGGCCUUCACGUUCCGCAUGCACGGGUUCGAGUCCGUAGUGGGGCCUGUCAAGGGCGUGUUUGACAAGGAGACUUCCCUGAACAAGGCCAGAGAGCACUCCCUGCUGCGCUCCGACCGGCCAGCCUACGUGACCAUCCUCUCGCUGGUGCGUGACGCUGCAGCCAGGCUGCCCAAUGGAGAGGGCACUCGGGCAGAGAUCUGUGAGCUGCUCAAGGACUCGCAGUUCCUCGCACCGGAGGUCACCAGUGCUCAGGUGAACACAGUGGUGAGCGGAGCCCUGGACAGGCUGCACUAUGAGAAGGACCCCUGUGUGAAGUACGAUAUUGGACGCAAGCUGUGGAUCUACCUGCACCGUGAUCGCAGUGAAGAGGAGUUUGAGAGGAUACACCAGGCACAGGCUGCAGCUGCCAAGGCGAAGAAAGCCCUGCAGCAGAAACCCAAGCCGGCCCCGAAACCUGUGAGUGGAAACUGAGCUAGAAAUCCUCUAU